Exophiala bonariae is the source of this 1524-nucleotide messenger RNA. RefSeq lists its product as uncharacterized. Gene Ontology annotation, cellular component: plasma membrane. Bases 1 to 1524 code for a protein of 507 amino acids. NCBI's taxonomy places the organism in Eukaryota, Fungi, Ascomycota, Eurotiomycetes, Chaetothyriales, Herpotrichiellaceae. The transcript is spliced from 7 exons. Gene Ontology annotation, biological process: transmembrane transport. The record is from RefSeq and is a predicted model, not a curated record. Gene Ontology annotation, molecular function: transmembrane transporter activity.
AUGCGGGUCAAUGCUGAUAUGGAGGAUGUGAGAUCGGUCGCCUUCUCCAAUCAAGACCCGGAAUGCGCUGCAAAUUGGAGUACGAGCAGGAAGGUCCUCGUCCUGACAAUCGGACUUGCACUCGCUUCUAACAGCACACUUGGUUCCUCACUCCCAAGCGGCGCUUCUCACUAUCUGUCCAAAGAGUUCAACGUAUCAAGCGCCGAACAGCUGGCAUUGCCAAACUCCGUCUACCUGAUUGGAUAUGUCUUUGGGCCGCCGCUGUUCAGUCCACUCAGCGAGAUGCAUGGCAGAAGAAUCGUCAUGCUUUUGACCUUCUUCGGCUUCACAGUCUUCACCCUGGCUUGCGCUGUAGCACCAACGUGGCCAGCCCUGUUGAUUUUUCGCUUUCUCUCGGGGGUCUUUGCAUCGGCGCCAAUAACAGUUGUGGGCGGCAUUUUUGCCGAUAUCUAUGAUGACCCUGUGAGGAGAGGUCAAGCGAAAGCCCUGAUCGGAUUGACUUCCUUGGGUCCAAUCAUUGGACCUAUCAUCUCGGGCUUCGUAUCACCGGUCUCGUGGAGAUGGACUUUUUGGGUCGGGCUGAUCAUUGCCGGUGCAACUUGGCCGCUUGUUCUUCUUCUCCCAGGUACGAGAUUUGACAUGGAUUUUGAUGCGAUCCACCUGACAUCAUAUGCUUCAGAGACAUACCCUCCAGUCAUCCUUUUGCGGCGUGCAAAACGAAUGAGGGCAGCAUCGCCGAAUCCUGCCCAGAACACAUAUGCACCCAUCGAACUCGAGGACAAUGGAUGGAAGCACACCGUAACGGUGAAGCUCGCCAGACCGGUGGUGAUGUUCAAAGAACCUAUUGUCAUCUGUACCUGCAUGUACUUGGCUCUCCAAUUUGGAAUAUUCUACAUCUUCUUCCAAGUCUACCCCAUUGUGUUUCAAGGCAUAUACAAGUUCAACGAUGGACUUGCUGGUGUGGCCUUGGUUCCGGUCGGGGUCGGCGGCGUGAUCGCUUGUGGUAUAGCAAUCUGGUACGAUACAUUCCUCGAACAAGCCAAAGAGCGCAAUGCUUCGUGGCCAAAGAGUGAGGAAUAUCGUCGACUUCCUCUGGCGUGUAUCAGCGGGCCGUUAAAUGGUUGGACGGCCCGAUCAGACAUCCACUGGAUUGUCCCCAUGCUUGCCGGAGUUCCAUUCGGCAUGGGUCUCGAGUUGGUUUUCAUAUCCAUGCUGAAUUAUCUCGCAGACGCAUACGACGUUUUUGCGGCAUCGGCUCUGGCAUCGUCGGCGUUUAGUCGUAGCAUUUUUGCGGUUCUGCUUCCAUUGGCUGCGGGUCCGAUGUAUGAGAGACUUGGGAUUCCAUGGGCGUGCAGCCUUCUGGGCUUCCUCAGUCUCGCCAUGGCAAUCAUCCCGUUUGUCUUUCUCAGAUAUGGCACUUGGCUGAGAAUGCAUAGCCCUUACUGCCAGGAGCUGCUGAAGCUAAAGGAGCGCGAAUCGGCGAAUACAUCACAGAUUAUGCUGGAAUCUAGAAACCCCGAAUAG